This is a messenger RNA of Macrosteles quadrilineatus (aster leafhopper), 5107 nucleotides long. RefSeq lists its product as uncharacterized. Bases 406 to 2868 code for a protein of 820 amino acids. Lineage: Eukaryota; Metazoa; Arthropoda; Insecta; Hemiptera; Cicadellidae. The transcript has 16 exons. Gene Ontology annotation, molecular function: catalytic activity. The record is from RefSeq and is a predicted model, not a curated record. Gene Ontology annotation, cellular component: alpha,alpha-trehalose-phosphate synthase complex (UDP-forming); cytosol. Gene Ontology annotation, biological process: trehalose biosynthetic process.
UGUGCUUGUCUGCUUGUGUUCAUUGUUCCAGCUGAUCUGCGGUCGCUAUCAGUGUCAGUUCGAGUUCAGACUUCAGUCUCAGUAGUUCAGACAACACAACAUCAGUGAUCAGAUUGGUGACUUAAAAGAAUAAUUUUAGCACAGAUUCUGAGAAGUUGUACUCAUUUAUUAUUUGGGUUAUCUACUGCUAGAUAGAACGUGGUAAAUGGACAUUGACCUGUAACGUCUUAUCAGUGAAGUUCUAUCGUCCGACGUGCGACGUGCGUUUCAUUUCAUUUGUGACCGGUGUUUAAGGCUAGAUAAUACUCCCCCUUUGAUGGGAGACCGGUUCCUAGCAAUAAACAUUAGCAAUAUUAACUUAUGAGUUCAAAGAGUGUACUUUAAUUUUGAAUUGUUACUCCAUCAAUGAAGAUGAGUAUUAGUUCGGAGGGCUGUGGUAGCAUUAUAGUUGUGUCAAAUCGGUUGCCGUUUGUUCUCAAACGGAAUGACAAAGGACAACUGGAAAGACAUGCAAGUGCUGGAGGUCUAGUAACAGCUGUGGCCCCUGUGGUGGUCAGAUGCCAAGGUAUCUGGGUGGGAUGGCCUGGCAUACACCUCACAGACCCCAAUGAGAAAAUACCCGAGUCAGACCCCAAGGAUCAGACCCCUACAUCCGGACUUAAGUCUGAGAAGGUGAUAGCAGUAAGAGUUGACCCACAGGUGUUUGACAGCUACUACAACGGCUGCUGUAAUGGCACAUUCUGGCCACUCUUCCACUCCAUGCCUGACCGAGCUGCAUUCUCUGCUGACCACUGGAAGGCGUACUGUGAAGUCAAUCAGGAGUUUGCUACGCAGACGAUUGUGGCUCUCAAGAAGCUAGCGGACAGUCCCGACUCUGGGCCUCCACUGGUGUGGCUUCAUGACUACCAUCUCAUGUUGGCAGCUAACACCAUCAGAAAUGAAGGCGAUGACUUAGGCUUGAGGAUGAAACUUGGAUUUUUCCUUCACAUUCCGUUCCCUCCUUGGGACAUCUUCCGGCUCUUCCCCUGGGCCGAUGAAAUCCUCCAGGGAAUGUUGGGCUGUGACAUGGUUGGGUUCCACAUAGAAGAUUACUGCCUCAACUUUGUAGACUGUUGCCAGCGUAGACUAGGCUGCAGAGUGGACCGCAAGUCUCUGUUGGUCGAACACGGAGGUCGCACUGUGAGAGUCCGUCCACUGCCCAUCGGCAUUCCUUACCAGAGGUUUGUAGAGCUGGCAGAGCAAGCGCCUCAGAUGGUGACCAACACCACCCAGAAGAUCAUCCUGGGAGUGGACCGACUGGACUACACCAAGGGCCUUGUACACAGGUUGAGAGCUUUUGAGAGGCUGCUGGAGAAACACCCCGAACAUAUCCAAAAGGUCUCCUUCCUCCAGAUAGCCGUGCCUUCACGCACAGAUGUAAAGGAGUAUCAGGAGCUGAAGGAGGAAAUGGAUCAGCUGGUGGGAAGAAUCAAUGGUCGCUUCACAACUCCCAACUGGAGUCCGAUCCGCUACAUCUACGGCUGUGUCAGCCAGGCAGAGCUGGCGGCGUUCUACAGAGAAGCUAGCGUCGCACUGGUCACUCCACUCAGAGACGGUAUGAACUUGGUGGCCAAGGAGUUUGUAGCUUGUCAGAUACGAGAACCUCCAGGAGUGUUGGUUGUCUCGCCCUUCGCUGGAGCUGGGGAGAUGAUGCACGAGGCACUCAUCUGCAACCCCUAUGAGAUAGAACAUGCAGCUGAUAUCAUUCAUAGGGCUCUGACGAUGCCAGAGGAUGAACGCACUCUCCGUAUGAACUACUUGCGACGGAGAGAGAAGAUCUAUGAUGUGGACUACUGGAUGAAGUCCUUCCUCAAGGCUAUGGGCUCGUUGAUAGUUGAGGAUGGGGAGGAGAUGAUGCCUACAACCAUGCAGCCUGUGACCUUAGACGACUUUGAAGAGUAUCUGGCCAAGUACGUUGGUGAUCACAAGUUGGCGCUACUGCUAGACUACGAUGGAACAUUGGCACCACUGGCUCCUCACCCUGAUCUAGCAGUGUUGCCAAAUGAAACCAAGGCAGUGCUGGAGCGACUUUCAAACAUGCCUGAUGUAUACAUAUCCAUCAUCUCUGGACGGAACGUACACAAUGUCAAAUCAAUGGUUGGUAUUGAAGGUCUGACUUACGCUGGUAACCACGGACUAGAGAUUCUUCACCCAGAUGGCAGCAGGUUCGUACAUCCGAUGCCCGCUGAAUACCAAGACAAGUGCAGCAAUUUGCUCAAAAACUUGCAAGACCAGCAGUGGCGACGUCAGCUUGCAGAUCCUCACCAGGUUUGCAAGGAAGGUGCCUGGGUAGAAAACAAGGGAGCGCUGCUGACUUUCCACUACCGGGAGACACCGCUGGACCUGCGGCCCGAGAUGGUUAAACAAGCCAAGGCUCUUAUCGAGGCUGCAGGUUUCACUGCAGGACAGGCACAUUGUGCCAUAGAAGCUAAACCACCUGUACAGUGGAACAAGGGCCGAGCCUCUAUCUACAUCCUCCGCACGGCGUUCGGCCUUGACUGGUGCGAGCGCAUACGCAUCAUCUACGCUGGCGAUGACACCACCGAUGAGGAUGCCAUGGAGGCACUCAAAGGUAUGGCCGCUACGUUCCGAGUGACAUCCUCGCAAGUGGUCAAGACAGCCGCUGAUCGCCGUUUGCCGAGCACCGACUCUGUUCUGACCAUGUUGAAGUGGAUCGAGCGACAUUUUGGCAAACGAGCUCCACGUGACAUCCACAACGGAAACUUUCACAAGAAUUCCAUCUCUGAAGAAAUGAAGAUUCCCCUUUCACUCCCUUCUGAAGUUUCUCUGAGAACUCCCGAGUCCCCGGACAAAAAUCCCCUGAAAUAAUCCCACAAUGAACCAAGACAGGGUGGAUUCAGCCAACUAGUCUAGCAGAAGCAAUGGUUGUCUUCAUAUUUUUCUAGCGAUAUACUUAUUACUUAUUUUAGUGUGCAAACACUAGGCAUAGAGAGAGUUAGACAGCACAAUAGAGGGGAGGUUAUUGUAAAGUGCUGGCAAAAAAUUGGCAUCAAGUCUCAAAUAUGUUAGCUGUUGCCUUUACUUUGAAUGUCAUUUAUUUGUAGUUCCUACCCUGAAUUACUGCCAUUUGGUUAACUUUAAAAUUGAUUGCUUAAACUUUUUAGUGAAUUAUCGUCCUAUAAAAGUCCAGCACAAAUACAGCUAAUUUAGUUUGAUUUGCGAUUCAAACAUUAUGAAAUGUCUCAUUAAUUUGUACAUAGGUUUAAUGUGUCAAAAGAUAUGAUGCCAUGUUAACGUUUUACAUUUUUAUAGUAUACCGUUGAGUUAUAAAAUCAUAUUUCUUUCUGUGAUCGUUUAAUUGACUUGAUUUAAUCGUGUCUUUGUUAGUUGUUUUAGAUUAUCAUAAAUUUUAUUGUAAUUAUAUUUAGCAUAGACCCUUAGCUCCCUAGCAUAGUUGAUUAUUUUCUUAUUAUUUAUCUGUAAUAGUAUGCAUUGAAGUGAGUAUUUUGGUUUUAAAGCAUUCAUGUAUUUUUUAUAGACAUUUAUAAGUUGUUUAAUUAUUUCCUCUUUUAAAAAUUUAGUUUUCUAAGCAUAAAUUCAGUUUAAGUUAUUUAACAAGUCAGCUAGUGAAGUUAAAAUACAAUUAAUUCCAUUUCAAAAUUCAAUACAAGUGACUAAUUACUUAUUUGGAAAAACGUAAAGUUUUACGAUCGAGGCGAACAGAACACACUACACACCAACAGAAUUGUAAUAGACGAAAUGAUUGAAUAGCUAACUACAGCUGCUUAUUUGUAUCAGCAAAAUUGAAAACCAGUUUUACGUUAAUUUUGAGAGGUUAUCUUUACAUGAAAAAUAUUUUUGUUUUCCAAAUUGUUUUAACUUAGUUUGUUAAAUAAUCAUGAUGUAAUAUGAUGAAAAAUUUAGGACAUUACUUGGCUAUAGCUCAUUUCCUAACCUCGGCUUUGCCUUGAUCAUAAAACUUGAGCUCGGGUGGAAAAGAGUCACUUUACGCCCUAGUGAUGAAAUAUACUAUUAGUGCAAUAUUUCAAAAUCAAAUAGUUUCCAAUUUUUCUAAGGAAACCCCUUAAACAUGUUCUCCUAAUUUUUAAAUAAUGUUAAAUUGUUUUAAAUUUUAGAAAUUAAUCAAAAGAACACCAUUGACUUGUUUGCCUUAUCUAUGGUUUGCUAAACCUUAUUUCUUUGAGCUUUUUUUCGCUUUACAGAAUCUUUGUUAAAAAAGCUGUCAUAUGUCCCUACUUAAAUGUUUUUUUUUUGUUUUUUUUUUCAUAAAUUAGUAGGCUACUUACCACAGUUUUUGAAUGUUUUGUAUGUAGUAUACUGUGAACUAAAACAUGUUAGUUAUAUCCUAAAAAAAAAAACUAUAAUAUAUUAAAUUUUCCUUGGAAAUAUUUUAAGAUCAACUUCCAGUUAAAUUUUGGAAUCUCAUUAUAGUAUUGCCUCUAAUUUUUCUCCUUGUUGUGGAACGAUGCAUGAUUUAGAUUGUAGCAUCUGUGUUCCGGUUGGUUCUGAAAUGCUAGUUCACUUUCAGAAUAUCAUUUCAGGACUUGCAAAUCAACCUUACUUACACCUAUUUAGUAUUUAUUAAUGCCUUCCAUGGUGAAAAGAAUAAUAUAUUUUUAUAUAACAAAUACAUUGCCCCUAUUUUCUUAGUAAACACAAUUUGUAAUAUGUAAAAGCAGCAUUAUUUAUUGCAAAACCUAUUUGGCUUCUCUAUAAAAAGGGUAACUAAAAACGUUAAAUUUGACUUGUUAAAAGUUUUUGCCUAGAGAAAUUAUCUGGAUGAAUUUGAGUACAAAAAUAGGUUUUUGAUCAAACUUCCAUAAAAUAAAAUCGCCAGAGGAAUUUAAUUUAAAAAGUAGUUGUCUGUAUUUUCUAGAGAAUGAAUUCUUCUGGGUGAAUUUAGUACACCGAAUUUUGUCCGUCAAACUUUUAUUAAAAUUGGAUUCAAUACAUUUUAUGUUAGGAAAUCUUAUUUUUCCAUACUUUACAUAGGUGUCAGCAGGAUCUAUACAAGCCUGAUAUUGCAUUGUUUUGGAAAUUUUUUUUGUUAUUAAAACAUUUUUGUCAAUAAAUAAAUCCAAAAUUA